Molecule: messenger RNA, 2344 nt
Organism: Stylophora pistillata
Lineage: Eukaryota; Metazoa; Cnidaria; Anthozoa; Scleractinia; Pocilloporidae
Product: PHD finger protein 14
Biological process (GO): regulation of transcription by RNA polymerase II
Source: RefSeq, a predicted model, not a curated record
UUUUGCUUGAACCUCGUCUCCAUUUACUCUUCAGUCCUUGUCUGAAAGCUGUGUCACUGGCUGGCAGUGUUCAGUGUGGUAUUUUGUGACCAAGCUGGCAAACCAAAGAUCAAAAGUAUACUGACAGUUGGGACCUCUUCAGUUUCUAAGUUGAAGAGCAUUUGUAGUAGACCAUCAUUCAUUGUGAGAAUUCGAUGAAGUUAGCAUGCCUCUCAGCUCCCUUGCAAGUACUCUCACCCAAUCCCCUCAGAGGCCCCAUCUGAAAUAAUAGCCCCCCAGGUGGCUAAUUUAGGGCAAGGUCUUCAAAUCUCACGCAUUAAACCUGUUGCUGCAAACUUUUGUGUGUGUUUAUUGAUAUGCGAAGAGUAUAGCAAUAUUUUUGAGCAGCACAGAACAUGGUCAAACUUGUAAAAUAACUGAGUAAAGUAGUCCACCGACGCAGUUCAUCUCGAUAAGUAAUGGUUUGUAUUUCUAGGCCCGGACUGCUUGUGAUGCAGUGCACAUCAAGAAAUAUCUUUAAACCGUUGGUUUCAGGCUCAGAGACAAGACAAAGAAUGUCGGGCCUUCAUCAGCUUUCCUCAUUUAUCGGUGUUCACGAGCAAGACAACACACGCACGCGAGACGAAGGGAGUUCUAUUUCUGCCCGUGUCUACUCUCGUGCGCGCGCGUUCCGAUUCGCAGGUCACGCAAUAGUAACUAGUAACCAGUCCCUUCGCGUAAUUGAUAGUCAUUCAACAUGGCGGAUAAGGAACCAUCCGAGAAAGACACAUUUCUAAAGUCAAUUUUAAAUAGAGGUCCAAAUAAGAGGCAGAUAAAACCAGCAGGAAACAAUUCUCUCCUUCAGUUGGCUCUUGGAGAGGACAGUGAAGACAGUGAAGAAGAUGCAGAUUUUGAGCUUAAUGAUGAUGAAGAUGAUGAAGGAGGGUCUGGUUCAGAUGAAGAGACUGAUAUCACAGAACAGCAAGAUAAAGAGCAGGUCGCCAAAAAGGUACAAGAAGUAAGUGAAGAUGAUAAUGAUGAAGAUGACAACGAUGAUGAUGACAACGAUGAUGAGGAUGAAAGUGAAUCCUUGACAGCUGUCAGUGCUCUUACUGUAGGUGACUUAAUAGAAGUUAUGAAAGCCAAAACCAAAGCCAAAGCUGCCACCAGUCAGCCCAGCUCUGUGGCAUCUAGUGAAGUUUCAGCUUCAUCCAAGAAGGUAGACAUUUUAAUAUGUGGAAUCUGCCUGGAUGAUAUUAGUGAUGAAGGAGAUGAAAUAGUUGAAUGUGAUAAUUGUGGCAUCACUGUACAUGAAGGUUGCUAUGGUAUCAAUGACGAAGAUAGUGACUCAGGGAAAAGUAAUGAUACAGAUUCUCCAACAGAACUGUGGUUUUGUGAUGCCUGCAAACUGGGAGUUCAACCAGAUUGUGAAUUGUGCCCAAAUCUUGGUGGAAUUUUUAAAGAAACAGACAUGGGCCAAUGGGUUCAUUUGCUGUGUGCUCUUUAUACCCCAGAUGUGGCAUUUGUUAAACCUGAACAGCUUCAGUGCGUCACAUUAUCAGAGGUUCCUCCCUACAAGUGGGGUGCUAAGGAUUGUACUCUCUGUGAAGAUGAGAGGUUUUGCAGGACUGGGGUGUGCAUUGAAUGCGAUGCUGGAAUGUGCAGGACAUACUUUCAUGUCACAUGUGCUCAGAUGUAUGGACUUUUGUCAGAUGUUCCAGAAGAAUGCGAUGAGGAUGUUGCAGAUCCUCUAUUUGCACAUUGCAGGCUGCAUGCAGAUAAAAAAACAACUGCAAACAGGAGGCGCCAAUGGCUAGCAUACCAGUCACGCUACAAAAAGGCUGGUGAAAGGCGGUCAGUAGAGGACAAGGAAAGAGUUAAGCACUGUUUGGAUACUAUCCGUCAAGAAUUUCAGGCAAAACGAAUGAAAAAUCUCACAAAAGUUUUCACUCCCUCAGAAAAAAUUCCUCGACUACUGAGCACAUGUCCUGGAGCUUGUCGCCAACUUUUCAAGAAAGCGCAACUACUGGGCUACACCACAGGACAGAGUCAGAGUGUCAUGAAUGUUCGUCGCAAGUGGUUUGUUCAACCAGCUCUCACCAGCGAAUUUGUGAACUAUUACCAUGAUCGUAACGCCCGAUUGAAGGAGAUGCAGGAGCGCCAAGACGAAUUGAGGUUGAAUAACAAGCGAUUGCAGCAAGAGGAGCAAGAUUUAAGAGAAAAGUAUCAGGCGUUGUGCGACGUGUAAAACAACAGAAAAUCAACAUCAACUUGUACAGUGUGACACGUGUCAUCAUCAUUAUCAUCUUGGAUGUGUCGAUCCACCUCUAACACGCAUGCCCAAGCGCUCAGCCAAGUGUUUGUG